Molecule: messenger RNA, 7785 nt
Organism: Colletotrichum orchidophilum
Lineage: Eukaryota; Fungi; Ascomycota; Sordariomycetes; Glomerellales; Glomerellaceae
Product: beta-ketoacyl synthase domain-containing protein
Exons: 10
Coding region: 1-7785 (2594 amino acids)
Biological process (GO): fatty acid biosynthetic process; secondary metabolite biosynthetic process
Molecular function (GO): oxidoreductase activity; 3-oxoacyl-[acyl-carrier-protein] synthase activity; phosphopantetheine binding
Source: RefSeq, a predicted model, not a curated record
AUGCCAUCUCCCGUCGCUAUUAUCGGGCUAGCGUGUCGCCUCCCCGAUGAUGUUUCUUCUCCAGAAGAAUUAUGGCAGCUGCUGUUAGCUCAAAGAGACACCAACUCCCUCCCUCUGAACAGAUGGAAUACGGAUGCUUUCCACCACCCUGGGCGCAACAAGCCUCAAACAAUCUCGGCGAGGGGAGCCCAUUUUCUCAAGAGGGACGUGACAGCCUUUGACGCGGCCUUCUUCAACAUCAACACGAGUGAAGCUUUGGCCUUGGACCCGCAGCAGCGUUGCGUAAUGGAGGUUACCUACGAAGCUCUAGAAAGCGCUGGUCUUACCAUUGACGCAGUGUCGGGUUCUCGGACGGGCUGCUAUGUUGGCUCUUCCUCGUCCGAUUAUAGAGAUUCCAUCGCGCGGGACACUGAGACGUCACCACGCUAUUCUGCGCUUGGUAUCAACACGGAAAUGCUGUCCAACCGUACAUCGUGGUUCUAUAACAUGAAGGGCCCCAGCAUGACGGUGGCCACGGCCUGUUCCUCCAGUCUCGUCGCGAUCCACACGGCGUGCCAGGGCCUCUUGGCCGGCGAGACCGACAUGGCCGUUGCCGGUGGCGUGAAUCUCAUGUUGAACCCGGAGUUCGCUAUUUACCUUAGCGGCAUGACGAUGAUAUCGCCGGAAGGUCAUUGCAAGUCGUUCGAUGCUUCGGGAGACGGGUAUGCCCGCGGCGAGGGUUGCGGCAUGGUCGUCCUCAAGCGUCUAGACGAUGCCAUCCGAGACAACGACCCGAUCCGCGGCAUCAUUCGUGGCACUGGCGUCAACUCGGAUGGGUUCACGCAAGGCUUUACGAUGCCCAGCUCGGAGUCGCAGGCAUCACUUAUCAGAGAGGUCUACCAAAAGGCAGAGCUGGACAUGAGUGACACGCAGUUUGUCGAAUGCCACGGAACCGGUACUAAAGCCGGCGAUCCAAUUGAAACGAGGGCAAUCUACGAGACGCUUGGUAGAAAAGCUAGCAGCUCGCAACCACUGAUGAUUGGCAGUGUAAAGCCCAACAUUGGUCAUUUGGAGGGCGCUUCUGGCGUUGCGGCACUCAUCAAGUCCAUAUUAGCUCUUGAGAAGGGAUACAUUCCGCCCCAGAUGUUCUUCCGCACGCCGAAUCCCAACAUUCCGUUCAGCCAGUGGAAUCUCGAGAUCCCAACGGCGUUGAUGCCGUGGCCAAGGAUAAAGGGUCCUCGGCGGGUGAGCAUCAACAACUUCGGCGUCGGCGGGACGAACUCGCAUGCCAUCAUCGAGGGCGCGCCUCGGCAGCAUCAGCAGCUUGGCCCGAUAUCCGCGGCGGCCGAAAAGAAACGCCUCUUUGUCCUCAGCAGCCAGGAUAAGAACGGCCUUGUGCGCGUGGCCCAGUCACUGGUAGCCUAUCUUGGCGACAAGGAGAAACACCCCCAAGCAUCUGCUGCCCACGCCGCCAGUCUCGCGUACACCCUUGGAAACAAGCGCUCGCGUUUCUCGUGGAAGAAUUUCUGCAUUGCAGCCGACUUGACGGCCCUACGAUCUGGCCUGCGCGCGCUGACGAGCGACGGCGCCGUCAGGUCCAACGCUGCUCCGCGCAUUGGCUUCGUGUUUACUGGACAAGGCGCCCAGUGGCCCCUGAUGGGUCUGAGACUACUUGAAUUCGACGUCUUCCAAUCCAGUUUCAAAAAGUGCCAGGGCUAUCUCACGGAUCUGGACUGUCCUUGGGACGCCGCCGAAGAACUCCGAAAGCCCUCGGAAACAAGCCGUAUCAAGUCGCCCGAUCUGAGCCAACCGCUGUGCACCAUGAUCCAGAUUGGCAUUGUUGAUCUCCUGGCGUCUUGGAACGUCUUCCCGAUCAAGGUCGUGGGUCAUUCCAGCGGUGAGAUCGCCGCCGCGUAUUGCGCGGGCUCUCUUACUGCCCGGGAAGCGAUGGAGGUGGCCUACCUCAGAGGGAAGUUCUCCGCUGCGUUCGCCACGAUGGAGCCGCAGCGAGAAGGAGGCAUGCUCGCUGUCGGCUGCUCGCGGGAGAGGGCUGAGCAGUUAAUCUCUGAUGUCACGGCCGGGCAUCUUACGGUGGCCUGCGUCAACUCGCCGUCCAACGUGACGAUAUCUGGCGACGUAUCCGGGAUCGAGCAGCUGCAUGAAAAGCUGCGAAGCACGUCUGUCUUUGUCGCCCGGUUGAAGGUUGACGUGGCCUAUCACUCGGAGCACAUGGAAACAAUCUACCCAGGAUACGUCCAGUCGCUGACGCACAUCCGUCCCGGCCAAGGGCUCCGGGACGGCGACAGAGACAGCAGCGCCAAGGUCACCAUGGUGUCAAGCGUCGAUGCCGCCGAGAUUGACCCCGAGGCCCUCGGUGCGUUCUACUGGGGCCGCAAUCUUAUCUCGCCUGUCUUGUUCUCGGACGCACUUCGCGAGCUUGUCCGCCCUGCCGACGGGCCUGCUGGGUCGUCAAACACCAUCGACUUGCUGGUGGAGAUCGGACCCCACGCGGCCCUCAAACAGAGCGUCAAAGACAUCCUCGCAGCGAGCGGGAUCAAGGGCGUGGAGUACCUGUCUUCUCUUUCAAGGGGUAGGGACGACGAGGACAUGGCGCUGUCUUUGGCCGGAAACCUCUUUGCAUCCGGUGCCCCGGUUGACGUCUCAAAGGUCAACAACGACGGGUCAAGCGGUUCCUUGCUUACCGACUUGCCGCCAUACCCGUGGCAGCACGCGAACAAGUUCGACGCCAGCCCGCGCAUAAGCCGCGAGCACAACAUGAGGCCUCACCCGCAAAACAGCCUUUUGGGGGCCCCCAUGCCUUCCGUCGGCCCUUAUGAGCACGUUUGGCGUGGCUAUCUCCGUCUCGACGAAGAAAACUGGGUACGGGAUCACAAGAUCACCGGUGUCGUAGUCUACCCGGGGGCCGGUCUUGUGGCCAUGGCCCUGGAGGGCGCUCGCCAGUUGGCCGAUGCCGGGCGCAAGAUGCGGUCCAUUAAGCUACGCGACGUGUCCAUCGAGUCGGCGGCCAUCAUCAACGAAGACCAGCCCACUGAGUUCGUUCUGCACACCAGGCCCCACCUGCUGGGGACUGUAAGCUCGGGGCCGGCCGCGUGGCUCGAGUUCACCAUCUCGUCCUCGGGAGGGGCUGACAUGCCUCUGCGCGAAAACUGCCACGGCCUCAUGCGAAUCGAGUACGAAGGGGACAACACCCAUGGCUCGGCGGUCCGCUAUGAAGAGGCCGCCGCUGUUCGUUCUUGUCUCGCCGAGUACGAGGCCGCGGCGGACGCUUGCGUAGACCAGCUGGCUAUUGAAGACUUCUACCGGGACCUCGCCAAUGUUGGUCUUGACUUUGGCGCAACUUUCAGAAACAUGCAGAAGAUCAACUUCCGGCCGGGCGAAUCCGUCUAUGACCUGACCAUUGGCGACCCGGGCGAGACCUUCAACACGGGGCGGGCGGGACGUACGCACCUUAUUCACCCGGCCACUCUGGACUCCAUUGUCUCGGCCCCCUUUGCGGCUUACUAUGACGGCCCGGGCAAGCCCCUGACGAGGCCUUACAUCCCCGUCUUCAUCCAGGAGUUUGAAAUAUCUGCCGACGUCCCCUUUGACAUUGGGACCCCAGUCAAGGGCUUCUCGAGGGCGAAACGACGUGGCAUCGGGGAGAUCGAGUCCGAGAUCUAUAUGUUUGACGAGGCCUUGUCCAAGCGCUACCUUAGCAUCCGCGGCUACCGGUCUACCAGUGAGAUCGCAGCUGACACGAGCUCUGGCGCUGGCGCCGGCGACGGGUCGGACUCUUCGCCGGCAUUGUGUUACUUGACGCAGUGGGAGCACGCUUUCGGUCUCCUCACAAAGGAGGAGCUGAGCAGUGUUGUUUCAAACGCAGGCCAAACAUCAAAUGAGAAGCUAGAAAAGGUUGCGAAGAUGAUCCUUCACGAGUCUCCGGAUACCACCAUACUUGAGCUUCUACCUGGAAAGUCCGAGACUCGUGACAGCGGUAAUACAGCAGCAGCAGUAUCAAGACGUCUCGCACUGAGCGGGCCGCAACGGACGAAAUACGCCGGCCUAGCAAGUUCACUGCCCGAUGGCGCAGGCGGAGAAUAUCUGGAGCUGAAGCCCGGCAAGGCAGCCGAGGUCAAAUUCGACCUUAUCAUCUUGGGGCAGAGCUGCAGGGAGUCUAUCAACGACCAAUUGAGCCUCCCUUUUCUUCUGGAGCAUGUCAAGCCAGGUGGCCGUCUGAUCUGCGGUUUUGACUACAGGCGACUGGGCGAGCCGAUGCCCCAAGACUGCCGAGUUGAUGUAUUUGCUGAUGACACCGGCCCGGUGAGUCUUUUCUUCGCUGGUCCUGCAGCAGCCGUUGCGGAUGGAGACUCCCAUACCCCCGACGCCAGAACUCCGUCCGCCAACGAGGGCGACACUAAUACCAUCACCGCUUCUGCCAAAGACAAGGUGCUGAUCGUCGAGCCACCGGCACCAACUGACGCCUCUGUCCCGGCCUUUUCCAAGGAAUUGGUCAAGAUUCUCGAAAGUCGUGGACUGAGAGCCAGUGCCGCGGCCUGGACACCGGAGCUGGCGACGGAAAUCUCUUCGGGGCAGCAGCACAUUGUCGUCAGCUUGCUGGAGCUGAACAGACCUUUCAUGGAAAGCCUGUCCGGCUCGGAUUUCGCCCUUGUUCAGGGCAUGAUUGUGAAGGCUACGAGCCUGCUCUGGCUGACGGCGCUGAGCGGCCCUUCGGCAUCCGUCAUUGACGGCGCCUUGCGUGUAGCCAGGAGGGAACUCGGCAAUCUCGAUCUCAAGGUGCUGCACCUCUCUGCGUCUUCCCUGCACCGUGGGCCGGAACUCGCCGCCAGGGUCGUGGCCAGCUCUACCCAAGACACUGAGUUCCUCGAAGACGGGGACGGGCUGCUAAAGGUGAGCCGAGUAUUUGAGGAUCAGACUCUGAACGCCGAGGUCUCGUCCCACGCCGGCACCGGGACGCAUUUGGAGUCGAUGAAGACUUGUGACUUUUCACUGGCCCUUGGCAUUUCCAAGCCCGGCUUGUUGGAAACUCUGCAUUUCGGGCCCCAGGAGGGCGCGGGCGAACUGAAGGAGAACGAGGUUGAGAUCCAGAUCAAGGCAUCCGGAGUUAAUUUCCGAGACGUCAUGAUUUCCAUGGGUUUGAUUGCCGACCCUCACCUGGGAUACGAAGGCGCCGGCGUCGUGCUGAGAACAGGAAGCAAGGUGACGAGCGUCAAGAAGGGCGACCGCGUUAGCGCCCACGUCUACGGUUCGCACGCUACCGUGGCCCGCACCGUCGACAUUAUGUGCGCUCAAAUGCCCGACAGUAUCUCGUUCGAGGAGGGAGCGUCAUUCCCCGUUGUCUUCACGACCGCCUACCACGCGCUGGUCAACCUCGCUAGGCUGCGUCCAGGUCAGUCGGUGCUAAUUCACGCCGCUGCCGGCGGUGUGGGACAGGCGGCCAUCCAGCUGGCCCAGCAUCUGGGUCUCGACAUCUACGUGACGGUUGGGUCAGAAGACAAGAGGGUGCUCGUGAUGGAAAAGUACGGCAUUCCAGAGGAGCACAUAUUCAACUCGCGCAAUGCGAGCUUUGUCAUGGGCAUCAAACGUGUCACUGGCGGCCGCGGCGUUGACUGCUACUGCCUUGCGCCCCUCGGCACGUUUGUCGAGAUUGGCAGCCGCGACGUCAGCGAGAACACGCGCCUUGACAUGGCGCCUUUCGCUGCCGGCACAACCUUCACCUGCUUCACUCUGCUCGAGGUACUCCUCCACAAGCCAGAUCUCAUGGCCGAGACCUGGCGCAACACGUUCGACCUCGUCCGCAAGGGCGUGCUGCGCGCCCCGACGCCCCUAACCGUGAUGCCCGUCCACAUGGUUAAGGAUGCCUUCCGCCUCAUGCAGAGUGGGAAGCACCGCGGCAAGAUUGUGCUCUCGCUGGAGAAGGAUGGCGACGUGCCCGUGCCCGUCAUAAGAGACCCCAAGACGGCCCUACGGCUCGGUCCGUCGGGAACAUAUUUGUUGGUCGGCGGACUCGGCGGUCUGGGUCGGUCCCUGGCCCAGAUGCUCGUCGACUCGGGAGCGCGCAACAUCGCCUUCAUCUCACGCUCGGGGGCGACGCAGCCAUCGGCCAGAGCCAUUGUCGAGUCCCUAUCUACCCGGCCCGGCGGCGUCACCGUCAAGGCGUACGCCGCCGACGUCGCCGACAAGGCGUCACUGGCUGCCGCCAUCGCCCGCUGCGGCGAGGAGCUGCCGCCAAUCAAGGGCGUCAUCCAGAUGGCUAUGGUCCUGAAGGACGGCAUAUUCGAGCAAAUGACCCACGACAGAUGGACUGACGCGGUUAGGCCAAAGAUCGACGGCACGUGGAACCUGCACGAGCAUUUCGGGCCGCAUCGCUCGCUCGACUUCUUCAUUAUGUGCUCGUCCAUCUCGGGCGUCAUCGGCAACCGCGGCCAGGCCAACUACGCCGCGGCGAACUCCUUCCAGGACGCACUGGCCCACCACCGCCGCUCGUUGGGCCUGCAGGCAUGCGCUGUUGACCUGGGUAUUAUGCGCGAUGUUGGCGUGCUAGCUGAAACGGGGACCGCCGGCGACCUGAUUAAGUGGGAGGAGCUGCUCGGCAUCCGAGAGCCCGUUUUCCUGGCACUGAUGAAGGCCAUCAUCAACGGGGAGCGGCGCCGGCUGCUGGACCGCCGACACACGUCGCCUGCCGCAGCGGACGAGUUCCCUGCCCAGGUCAGCGUGGGUCUCGCGACGGCCGCCGCCUUCGAGGCCGCAGGCCUGGGUCUUCCAGACUGGCUGACCAUGGACGCGCGCUUCGCCCCUCUGGCAGCAAUCCGCUCUAGUGCCCCUACGGGCGACGAAAACAGGACAGAUGCCGCGCAGUCGGUCGUGGCCUCGCUGCCGAGACGCAUCACGAAGGCCGCGAGCAAGGACGACGCCGUCGUCGCUAUGAUAGACGGGCUGGUCGACAAGGUCUCCAACAUCUUGUCGACCCCAGCUUCUGAGGUGGACCCUGGCCGGCCGCUGUACAUGUACGGCGUGGAUUCCCUCGUGGCCAUGGAGAUACGGAACUGGGUCCAACGGGACAUAAAGGCCGACAUUGCGCUUUUCGAUGUCUUAGAGGCCGUGCCCAUGACCAAGUUUGCAGAGAAGGCCACUGAUGACUGCGUCGCUGUCGAGGACGCCACGGGCCUAAGCCAGGAGACCAUCCGCGAUCUCAAUCCCUGGAUCGAGCUGGGCUGUGGGAACCUCCAAUUUGCAUCUCAGACCGUCGGCAGCGUCAUCUGUAUCUCGCCCCCCGGUGGUGACUAUGAGCAGGAAUGUGGAACAUGGCACGAUGCGAGAGAGGGCGAAGACUGUGCUCAAGUCCUCGCCCGGUACCACACCAGCCUCGACACUUUCGUGCUCGCAAACCCCUCCGUUUCCCGAGAGAGCUGUGCGGAUGACCUCAUCACGGGGCUCACAUACUGCGCCACCCCGACACCAGACUUCCUCGCGACGGGCGCAGAAAUCCCCGGGCACUGGCGCUUCGGCUGCUACGCCCGUAACGUGGAGACAUCUGAAGAGCCGGUCCUGCAGAUUGACGAGGUCGGUCUCGAGUCCUCAAUGACGCUGCUCAAGUGCAAAGUGUACUGUCGAUCGCAGUCCUUCAACGUCUUCGGUCUGGAUGGGGGUGAUAAGUGCCUGUGCGACACGCGCUUACGGAUGUACAGCCAGCUCCUGGACGAUUCCAAGUGCCAGACAAAGUGCAAUGGAAACAGUUCCAACUCUUGCGGCGGUUAUGAAGCCAUCGACGUGUUCAGGCUUGACUAA